Molecule: messenger RNA, 4452 nt
Organism: Penicillium nucicola
Lineage: Eukaryota; Fungi; Ascomycota; Eurotiomycetes; Eurotiales; Aspergillaceae
Product: putative cell polarity protein (Tea1)
Exons: 4
Coding region: 1-4452 (1483 amino acids)
Biological process (GO): regulation of cell shape
Molecular function (GO): protein binding
Source: RefSeq, a predicted model, not a curated record
AUGGCUUUCUUAUUCAAAUCCAAAAAGGCUCAGCAGGGCUCCGCGCUGCCCCCGGCGACUCGCAAUGUCCACACCUCCGAAGGCGCACCUUCAACAGGAUCACCUCCCGUGCCGAACGGAGCGAGAGCGGAUGGCACAACCUCUCAGACACCAACUCCCAGUGGUUCCUUCAGUCACUCACUCAACACGGCGAGUCCAACUAGCCCGGACGCAGUUCGUCCGCGGCAAAGAGCGGAAUCAGAGUCUCAGGGUCCACGACCACAAGCACCACCAAAUGGUAUCCCACCUCCGAGCCCGAAUUCAUCUCUUUACCCAUGGUCACAACGCCGUCUAAAUUUCUCCUCCCCGCAAACGAAUCCGUUCCCUCGAUAUGGCGCCGCAAUCAAUUCCGUGGCUUCCAAGGAAGGAGACAUAUACAUGAUGGGUGGCUUGAUUGACGGAUCCACGGUGAAGGGAGAUCUGUGGAUGAUCGAAAGCAGCGCUGGUAGCUUGAAUUGUGUUCAGGUCGCAACCGUAUCCGAGGGUCCUGGCCCGCGAGUUGGUCAUGCCAGUUUACUUGUCGGAAACGCUUUCAUUGUGUUCGGAGGCGAUACUAAAAUUGACGAGAACGAUAGCUUGGACGACACGUUGUAUCUUUUGAAUACCUCAUCGCGACAAUGGUCUCGCGCCAUUCCCCCGGGGUCUCGCCCUUCUGGUCGUUACGGACACACGCUGAACAUUUUGGGCUCGAAGCUUUAUGUGUUCGGAGGGCAGGUUGAAGGCUUCUUUUUCAAUGACCUGAUUGCCUUUGAUUUGAACCAACUCCAGAACCCUGCAAACAAAUGGGAAGUGCUUGUUCAGAACAGCCACGAGGGCGGACCUCCACCAGGUCAAAUUCCCCCGGCGAGAACGAACCACACGAUUGUCACCUACAAUGACAAGCUAUAUCUCUUCGGAGGUACAAACGGGAUGCAGUGGUUCAAUGAUGUCUGGGCGUACGACCCGCACACCACCACUUGGACUGAGAUGGAUUGUGUUGGUUUCAUUCCAACACCCAGAGAGGGCCACGCUUCUGCCCUGGUCGGUGAUGUCAUGUACGUGUUUGGAGGUCGUACUGACGAAGGCGUUGACCUGGGAGACUUGUCUGCCUUCCGAAUUUCAACCCGACGAUGGUUUUCUUUUCAAAACAUGGGCCCGGCACCAUCCCCCCGGUCUGGACACAGUAUGACAGCCUUCGGCAAGCAGAUCAUCGUCAUGGCCGGCGAGCCAAGUUCGUCUCCUCGGGAUCCAGUUGAACUCAGCAUGUCCUACAUCCUUGACACAAGCAAAAUUCGCUACCCUAACGAUUCCCAACCUGGAGGGCGCGUUCCCGAGGCAUCUGGUAGAAAAAUAAGUGUUGAUAAGCAGGGGCCGUCAUCUGGACGAUCGUCCCGUGAAGCCCAAAACCAGCACCCAGAGCAAGCCAUGCGCAAGGGUCCCACGCCCUCUCGAGAGAGCAUGAUCAUGGUGACUUCAGGCUCGAAUCCCAACCUGGGACCAGGAUCUAGACUUCCCCGAGCUUCAAUCGCUCAAGCCCCAGCUGGACCACCGCCUCCUGGGCAAGCCCCGUCUCCUGGCCCUCGAGGCAAUGGUCCUCCGGCGGCCACGAGCCCACGGAGUAAGACUCCGACCAAGAAUGAACGCGGAACCACCCCCACUAUCGAUAUCCGGACAGCAAACGGCGAACGUGAUGAAUCCCCUGUCGCCAAGGAUGCACCGCAAGACUCGCAGGGACCUCCUUCGGCUGGUCGCCGAACUCCCACUCAGCAUCAAAAACCAUCGGUCAAGGCAAUGGAAGCGGGUGAAGCCGCUCCUCUAAUCACUACUCCAGGCCGUCAGCGAUCGCUACGUUCUCAGAGGCAGCGUGGGUCUGUUGAUAGUGGCGAAGAGUCCGUAUUAGGUCGACACGCCAGCAUCGAGGGCUCAAUUGACUCCCGAACCUACCGCAACUCGAAGACUCUCGGUGAUGAGCCUCGUUCCCCCCGCCUCACUCCCCACCAGGAGGCAUUGAUCAAGGAGCUUGAGGUCACCAAAGCUCGAAAUGCCUGGUAUGUAUCAGAACUUGCGCUCGCUAAGAAGGGAGGCUAUGUUCCGAAUGCGACAAGUAGCCCUGCCUUGGAUGAACGGGCUAGUGACGCCUUGAAUGACGAGGACCGUCCCCUCAUCGAGGCCUUCUUGGCCAUGCGAGCGGACUUGGUCAAAAUGCAGGCCACUGUUGACCGGCAGGCUGCUAUCGCCUCGAAGCGUGUUGCAGAAGUGGAGCACCAACGUGACAUGGCUAUCAACGAGGCAGCAUAUUCGCGGGCCAAGCUCGCUGCCCAUGGUGGCAGCCAGCGAAGCACCCCGCAGCCCGAGAGUUCGCGUGAUGGCGAUGAUGAGCGUCCUACUGAUAUGGGCCGCCGCCUCGCCCUGGCCCUGGCUUCCCAAGCUGAGCUCAAGGCCAAAUUGGAUCUCCAGACGACCGAGCUAAUGCAAGAACGUCAAGCAAAGGACCUUGCCGAAGAAACAAACGAGGCAACCCGCAAACGCUUGGCAGAACUGGAGAUGCAAAGCAAUACUCUGGAGGCUGAGAACCUACGUGCAGAGCUCCACCGGGCCGAAGCCACUUCUAGAGAAGAGGCCUCGUUGCACGCGGAAGCGGAGGCCUCACUGCGACAACUCACUCUAGAUAAGGAAGAGCUAUUGGCACAGCUUGAAGAGUCAUCUGCUCGUCUCAAGGACUUUGGUUCCAACUUCGGUGGCUUAAGAGAUGCUGUUGCUGCCUCCGCUGCGAAGACCGCCAUAGUCGAACGGCAGCUGUACGAAGAACGUGAGCGUCGGGAGGGGCUUGAGAGAAAGCUUUUGUUGCUCCGCUCCGAGCACGAGGAGCGAACCACAGAUCUCGAAAAUGUUACCCGUCGUCUGCGUGAUGCGGAGGAGUUGGCUGAGAGCCACGCAAAGGAAGCCGAGACCCACAAACUGGCCUUUGUUUCGGGCUUAGAACGUGCAUCGUCCACGGACUUGGAUAAUUCUAUUCGCUCGCGUGCCGACCAGCGAGUGGCUGCGUUGGAAGCCCAGAUCGAACGUUCGAAUACUCUGGCCAAGGCGAACCAGGCAGCAGCAGACGCCGCGGCGGACAAGCUCCGCCUUGCCGAGGAACGGAUUGCAGGCCUGGAAGCCUACCAGGAGCAGGCUAGCCGUGAAGGCCUGCAGCUUCGCAGACAGCUCCAGACCGCUAUGAAGGAAAGUCAGUCUGCUGCCACAGACAGCAGAGACCUCAAGUCUCAGCUCGAGACCCAGCAGCGUGAGGCCGGUGCUCUCGCAAUCCAACAUGCCGCUUUGAAAGAUCUUCUCGGUGAGCGUGGCAUCAGUAAUGAUACCAGACGUUCCCCCCUUCUUGACUCCCCAGGGUCCCGUUUCGGCACUCCUGAACAGGGUCGUUUGCGGGAGCUGGAACAGCAACUCUCCGCCAGCAUCAAGGCUCAUGAAGAUCUGAAGAAUAGCUUCGAGUCUCGCGAGCAAGAGGCUGACCGAACAUUCCGAGAGAAACUGGAGCAGCUUGAGAACGACUACCAAUCAGCUGUCCACUACGUCAAGGGCACCGAAAAGAUGCUCAAGCGCAUGAAGGAUGAGUUGAGUCGCUACAAGACUCAAAAUGCCAAGAUGCAGUCUGAGCUUGAAGCUGCCCAAAGAGGCCUUGAGGAUAACGACCAGCCCUCCGGAGAUUUGACAGAGUUAGAAGCCGAGCGGGCCCGGCUUCAACAAACAGUUUCCGAAAUCGAAGCGCGCACAACCGCCUCAAUUGCCAACCUUGAGGUUCGGAUUUCUCAGCUUCAGGGAGAUCUGGAUGAAGCUACGACUGAAAAGCAACAUGCCCAGAACGAACACGAGCGUUUCAGACAAGAACUUCUUUCUGCUGCGGAGCGUAGUCGAACCGAGCUGGAACAACUUAAGCAAGAGAAUACCGACCUUGAAACCCGUGCCUCGGAUGCAGAGCAAAAGGUCAACAUGCUUUUGGAGCAGGUUCAAACAUCUGUCGGUCACUACCGCCGUCAGUCGCAGCAUGGUACAGGCACUAACGGCAUCUCGCGCUCUCACAGCAACGCCUCUAGCAGCACCGUCGGCGGGGGAAAUGGUCGGCCUCGAGCUGAUAGCAACGUCUCGCAAGAGUCCUCUUUCCCCGAUAACCGUGGCUCCAUGGCGCUGGACUCUCUCGCCAACGAGCUCGAUGCGCUGCGUACCCACUGGGAAAGCACCAAUCGCAACUACCGCCUGAGCAGCCAGCUGGAUAUGGAGCGAACCCCCACCAAGGAUAACAGUGAUGGCCCCGCCCUAAUGAGCGAUAGCUUGGCCGAGUGGAGAAGAAGACUUGAUGAAGAUGAACGGGCUAGUCUUCCCGUCAAAACCAAGCCAUUGACUGCAGGAGUUGGACCCGAAGGUCCCAACGUGAUCUAA